ACUAACAUUAUAUAAAGCAUAAGAUAAUUAACUCUGCCAUUGCCAUCCUUAAUAAUCCAUCAAUGGAGAUAAACCCAACAAAAAUCAUCCUCAGGCCAUUCAAAAUCACAGAUGUUGAUGAUUUCAUAUUAUGGGCAGGUGAUGAUGAAGUCAUGAAACAUUUGGUCACGUGGAAAACCAUCACUUCCAAGGAAGAAGCCUUGACUUUUAUCAAGGAUGUUUGCAUACCACACCCUUGGAGGAGGUCCAUUUGUAUCGAUGAUCGAUCAAUAGGGAUGAUCUCGAUACACCCUGGCUCGGGCGAUGAUAGAUGCCGGGCACACGUAGGGUAUGCAGUGUCUAGGGUGCAUUGGAACAAAGGGAUUGCUUCAAGAGCUUUGAAGAUGGGUAUGAAUCAGGCUGUUAAGGAUUACCCUGAAUUGGUUAGGCUGCAAACUUUGGUUAGUGUGGAAAAUAAGGCUUCUCAAAGGGUUUUAGAAAAGUGUGGUUUUCUUAAGGAAGGAUGUUUGAGGAAAUACAGCUAUGUUAAGGGACAAAUUAAAGAUGUUUUUAUCUAUGGUAUUCUGUCAACAGAAUUUCCAUCAGCUGAUCAAUGAUAAACUAUUUAGAGUCUGAAUUUUUUUUAUUUAGUUCUUCAACAUUUGUUAACGUAUCAUCAGUUUCUGUUUUAUUUGGUAUGUUGUAUCUGAUAAAUACUCAUCAAUAAUACGAAGUAUUAUAGCUAACUUAUCAGUUUCACUUUCCUAGCUUGGCAAACAUAUCGGUUUGACAU
Molecule: messenger RNA, 772 nt
Organism: Chenopodium quinoa (quinoa)
Lineage: Eukaryota; Viridiplantae; Streptophyta; Magnoliopsida; Caryophyllales; Amaranthaceae
Exons: 1
Coding region: 63-596 (177 amino acids)
Molecular function (GO): acyltransferase activity, transferring groups other than amino-acyl groups
Source: RefSeq, a predicted model, not a curated record